UGAGAGAAGAUAUCACAUCAGAUCAGAGUAAGAUAGCAAGCUUAGUAGUUAAACAGAAACAAACAUCAACAAAAAAAUGGCUGUGGAGAUUGAGAGAGAAUCAAUGAUAACUGAAGCUCCUAAUGCACCUGUUACUACUGAGAGAAGGGUUAGAACCGACUUGGAAACUACUCUUCCAAAGCCAUACAUGCCUAGAGCAUUGACAGCUCCUGAUACAAGCCACCCGAAUGGAACACCAAACCACAAGCACCACAACAUGUCUGUUCUUCAACAGCAUUGUGCUUUUUUUGAUCAAGAUGGUAAUGGAAUCAUUUAUCCUUGGGAAACUUACAUGGGGUUUCGUGCUCUUGGAUUUAAUGUGAUUUUUUCAGUUAUGGCGGCUAUUGCCAUCAAUCUUGCAAUGAGUUAUUCCACUCAGCCUAGCUGGUUUCCUUCACUUCUGUUUCCUAUAUACAUACACAACAUGCAUAAAGCAAAACAUGGAAGUGAUUCUGGAGUGUAUGACACAGAAGGACGUUAUGUACCAGCAAAUCUUGAGAACAUAUUUAGCAAGUAUGCUAAAACUGAACCUGACAAGCUUACCUUUGGAGAAAUAUGGAACCUGACUGAGGGAAACAGAAAUGCAUUAGAUCCAUUUGGCUGGGUUGCUGGUAAAUUGGAAUGGGGGGUUCUGUACUAUCUUGCAAAGGAUGAAGGUGGUUUUUUGGCUAAAGAAGCUGUUAGGAGAUGCUUUGAUGGUAGCUUAUUUGAAUACUGUGCUAAAAUGAAUGCAGCUAAUAAAGAUGAAGUCAAGAUGGGUUGAAAUUGAAUCUACUGUGAGAGGUUUUAGUGGUGUGGAUUAUGGUGUAAUAAAGUAAAUAAAAGUUGUUAUAGGAACUUUGGGUCUGGGAUUUACCCAUUAAGGUGUCUCAUUGUUCAUAAUGGGAUACCACCAUGGGGGACUGUUCUGGUAUAUAUUAUGUGAAUACUCUGCUACCUUGCUUGGUAAAUGUUAUUUAAAAUUCUGUUUGGUUUUUGUUCCUAAA
Messenger RNA from Vicia villosa (hairy vetch), 1025 nucleotides. RefSeq names its product peroxygenase-like. Bases 77 to 802 code for a protein of 241 amino acids. The transcript has 6 exons. The record is from RefSeq and is a predicted model, not a curated record. Gene Ontology annotation, molecular function: monooxygenase activity; calcium ion binding. Lineage: Eukaryota; Viridiplantae; Streptophyta; Magnoliopsida; Fabales; Fabaceae.